AUGGAACUUUUAAACCAAGACAACAACCAUCAUCAGCCAUGCAGCCCUUAUAAGGUUGAAGAUGGGGUCUGGAUGAUUCCUUGCAAACUUGACGACGUCAAGCACAAGUUUUAUCCACUUUACAAGCCUGUAGCACCAGCCAGCCAUUUGCGCCAUCCCUGGUCCCAACAAGAAGAUGACAUGCUCUUAAGCCUUUUUCCCACGAAAUCCAGCAAAAAGUGGGCCCAAAUCGCCAAAGAGCUUACCCCCUCCUUGAGUGAAUAUAAAUUUUUUUAGUAAUUUUUUUUUUCGAAAUUUAAAAAAAAUCCCAAUCGCAAAAAUUGGAAAGCAAAUAUAUUUAUUUAAUUUGUAAAAUUUAUGUUUUAAAAUGCAAUUUAUUCAAUAUUAAGCAGAAUUAACUAGAUAUUUCAUUAUACUAAUUAUCAUUUAUAUAUCAAAAUUUUUUUCCUAAAAAAUUGUUAUAUUAAAAAAAUUUUUUAUUCGCUCAGUGGGAUUUUUGGGAAAAAAUAGGGAGAUUUCUAAUGGUUUUGUUCGCUCACGGAGGGGAAAGUUAACGAAAAAAUCUACAACAACAAGCCAGUCCGAAACGGAAAGCAAUGUAGGGAAAGGUGGUGCAAUCAUUUAAAUCCAGCCCUUAAAAAGGGUGGCUGGUCAUAUGAAGAAGACGAUUUAAUUAUCCAAAAGCAAAAGGAAUUCGGUAACAAGUGGAGUCUUAUCGCAAAAUGUCUCCCAGGAAGAACCGAAAACAGUGUAAAAAACAGAUGGAAAAGCAUCAUCAGAAGAGUGAAAAAAGGAAACUCAGGAAUGUUUGACUAUACCGGUUUGUGUAGAAACACCUCGAGUGACCAAAACACUCAAGAUGAUGAUUGCUUUUUCAAUAAUGAUGGCUUUUGCUUUAAACCUAUUGAGGAAUCUUCUUCAUGUGAGAGCUUGACAGGAUUAGAUGAGAUGGAUCCAAUUGAGGAGGUGUGCUUGCCAUGAUCUAAUAUGAAUAAAGUAAUAGCUUUAGCAAUCUAA
This is a messenger RNA of Blepharisma stoltei, 1017 nucleotides long. The record is from the annotation of a GenBank genome assembly. Lineage: Eukaryota; Ciliophora; Heterotrichea; Heterotrichida; Blepharismidae.